AAGCCUCAUAGGGGAGCAAAGCGGGGCGGAGACGUCGGGGGUGGCUGCGCAGGUGCACAGCGCAGGCCAGGCGGGAAGAGCCGAAGCGGGCAGGCGGCGGAAAUAGCCGAAGUGGUAGGGCGCCCGAGGCCGUUGCGAACCUCCGCGCCGUAGCCGCUACUGCCGCGGAAGCCGAGACUUCUGAACACCGCCUCCGCCUCCUUCCACCCCUAGCCGCAACCCCUUCGCGAACGAGCGAGUGAGCGAGGCGACGGCGCGUCCCAGAGAGCCUGAGUCCGUAACCGCAGCUGGGCCCUUGACCUGAGCGGGCGAAGAGGCGGAGGUAGCGACCGGGUGGGGGCGGGGCCGAGCAGUCCCGAGGAGAGUCGAGUUUGCUCGAGCACCGCCGAGCGAGCCCGAGGCGCCGGGCCAGGCCGGAGCCGGACUACGGGAGCCGACGCGGGUCGCGCGGUGGGCGCGGAGCGGCGCGGCAGGCCGGACGGGCCGCGGCAGCAGCGGAGAAGGCGGCAGCGGGGGGUCCGAGUGGCGCGGGCGGCGACGGGCGGCCGUGUGGCCGGGGUCCCGGGCCCCGCGGCGACGGCGGCGGCGGCGGCAGGAUGAUCAAGCUGUUCUCGCUGAAGCAGCAGAAGAAGGAGGAGGAGUCGGCGGGCGGCACCAAGGGCAGCAGCAAGAAGGCGUCGGCGGCGCAGCUGCGGAUCCAGAAGGACAUAAACGAGCUAAACCUGCCCAAGACGUGUGACAUCAGCUUUUCAGAUCCCGACGACCUCCUCAACUUCAAGCUGGUUAUCUGUCCUGAUGAGGGCUUCUACAAGAGCGGGAAGUUUGUGUUCAGUUUUAAGGUGGGCCAGGGUUACCCGCAUGACCCCCCCAAGGUGAAGUGUGAGACGAUGGUCUAUCACCCCAACAUUGACCUCGAGGGCAACGUCUGCCUCAACAUCCUCAGAGAGGACUGGAAGCCAGUCCUUACGAUAAACUCCAUAAUUUAUGGCCUGCAGUAUCUCUUCUUGGAGCCCAACCCUGAAGACCCGCUGAACAAGGAGGCCGCUGAGGUCCUACAGAACAACCGGCGGCUGUUUGAGCAGAAUGUGCAGCGCUCCAUGCGAGGUGGCUACAUCGGCUCCACCUACUUCGAGCGCUGCCUGAAAUAGGGUUGGCGCCUACCCACCCCUGCCAGGGCCACUAGCCCCGGCGUCCCCUGCAAAUAUUUAUUGGGGGCCACAGGUGGGGAGCAUGGGGUGGCAGGUGGGGGAAAUCCCAUGCCCUGGCCUUGCCUCCUCUCCCUACCACCCGCUCCUAGUUAUUUUUUUUUGUUAACCACCAUGUGAUUAAGGUCGGCGCUAUCUGCCCCGACCUGCUCAGCGAUGGGAAAUGAAUUGGCUUGUCUAGCCCCCUGCUGGGUGCUGUCCAACCCCCCACUUUGGGCUCUGGGGUGGGUGGCCAAGGGGACUGGGUGGCCUGGGCCCUGCCACCCCAUCCUUCCACCACUGGAGGUCCCACCAGGCUAUUAAAGGGGAAUGUUACUGCA
Molecule: messenger RNA, 1525 nt
Organism: Hipposideros armiger (great roundleaf bat)
Lineage: Eukaryota; Metazoa; Chordata; Mammalia; Chiroptera; Hipposideridae
Gene: UBE2M
Product: ubiquitin conjugating enzyme E2 M
Exons: 6
Coding region: 597-1148 (183 amino acids)
Source: RefSeq, a predicted model, not a curated record